UCAAAAGCAACAACAACCUUAGGGUUAAAGCACUAGUCUCUUUUUUUCCUUUUUUUGCUGCCGAUCAACUUAUAUGGCCCCAACGACCUGUCGCCCCCCGCGGCUGUUGCUACUCUUCGCAAUAAUCAUCCACUCACAAAACAACAACAACAAUACAUACCAACUUUCACUUUUUUCUUAUUUUCUUCCAAGAAAAUUGAAAACUUUUAAAGAAUGGCCACACAGUUUCCUUCAAAAUAAAAUUUAUUUGUACUGCUAAAAAGCCUGAGAAAAUUAAAAUGAAUAAAAUUAAAAUUGAACGAAUCGAAGAAACUUCAAAUUGGACUUCUACCUCUAAAAAUGCAAAAAUAACAGAGGAGCAACUUCGAAGGAAUUGUCGAUGUUUAAUUGAUACAAGCUCUCCAGCUGCAUUGGAACGUGAUUUUUAUGCCUGGCUUAAUGGUAUCGAGCCUGAUACAGACAUUUCUCGUCCAUGCCUUUUUGCAACCAAUUCCUCUACCUUUCCCUCUACAAUUUCAUCAACAACAACCCCAAUAGAAGAACCACCAGCAUUUCUAAUCCCAAUGGAAUAUUCAGCCUCAAUUCCAUCCACUAUAUAUUACUCUUCUUCCUCUUCAUCAUCAUCUGCCGCCUCUUCUUCCUCAAUAAGCCCCGGGAACUCUAAUAUUUUUUGUAAUAAUUCUUCAAUUAUUUCUUCUUGUUCGCAUCAAUUAGGAUUUUAUAAUCAUUUAAUAUUAAAUAAUAAUCAGCAACAACAAUGUACAACAGUAAAAAGGGCAAGAAAUAAUCAGAACAAUUGCAAAAAUGAAUGUAGUAACAACAAUAAAGUACGAAGAAAGAGAAAUGUUGACAAAGGUGGUGUUAAUUAAGUAUAUUAUAUUAGGUUUAUAUUGAUGG
Molecule: messenger RNA, 897 nt
Organism: Meloidogyne enterolobii
Lineage: Eukaryota; Metazoa; Nematoda; Chromadorea; Rhabditida; Meloidogynidae
Source: the annotation of a GenBank genome assembly